This is a messenger RNA of Coccinella septempunctata (seven-spotted ladybird), 2263 nucleotides long. Its product is annotated as histone-lysine N-methyltransferase, H3 lysine-79 specific-like. Lineage: Eukaryota; Metazoa; Arthropoda; Insecta; Coleoptera; Coccinellidae. The record is from RefSeq and is a predicted model, not a curated record. Bases 278 to 2137 code for a protein of 619 amino acids. The transcript is spliced from 2 exons.
CAUAUAUUUUCGAGGAAAAAGGGAAGUCAUCUCAUCACGAAACGUGCCCAAAGAAUAACAAAGAAUAUAUCUGAAUUCUCAAUACUUCAUGCAUAAGUAAAUCUGUUUCGUUUAGAUUUCAGGAGAUAAAACAUGCUGAUGAAUGAUGUUACCCAUUGGAAAAUAUUGAGAAAUGAUGAAUAUAGUUACAGUGAAAAGAAUAAAAGAAAGUGCUCAUGAAUGAUUUACAAAGAAACCAAAUAUCAAGACCUUGGUUUUGAGCAGGACAUUCAGAAAAAUGGAAGAACCCCAAUGUGAAAUGGAAGCUUCAAAAAGAACAUCUGAACGUACAGAAAAUACUAUCUCAAGCUCCUGGGUUUUAUUGGAUUCAGAUGAAACCUCAAAUCAUACACUUCGUGGAAAAACUGAAAAAAAUAUUGAGGACACUACUGAGGGGCAUGAACAUUCUUCCUAUGAAAAUGUGGGCUACUACACCAACAACAACAAAUCAGAUACUGAAUCAGAUGGCAUAAGCAUCAUCAGUGAGAGUGAAUUUUAUAAUGGUAGAAGUGAUGAUGAUAGUUCCAUCAAUUCAUUUGAUGAAAGUACAUCUGAUAACUCAAAAAUAUUGGAAAGGCCUAAUAUAGAACAGAGUGAAUUCCAAAACUCACUUGACAUCCCUAAUAAAAGGGAGUUGAAAUUAACAACACUACCAGAUAGAAAUAAUAUUACUCUUCAAACGAAAAUGUCCAAUGAAACUCCCAUAGCAAUAGAAAGAUCUCCAUCUCCACUGAAAGACAAUGAUAUGGCAAAGCAAGUGAGCAGAGUUUCACAUGAAAAUAUUUUCUCAAGUGAUGAUAUAUUGAAUGUUUUAUCUUCAACAAGUGAUAACAACGAUAUCACACAACCAACCAUAACCAUGACAUCAUUCAGUGAUCCCAGAGGAUCUGCUGCCUUGGCAAAAGAAAUAUUUGACAAAAGAAAAACACUAGAAAAGCAUGACAUGAUAUUUGCCCCAUUUAAUAUUAUGUGUUUAACUGGUGCGAUUUUAUUUGCCUUAUUGGCAUACAGUAUCCCUUCUAGAACUAAUCAAGAAGGCGCUUCUAAUCCAGACAAUUUGAGACAAAAUUGUCAUAAUAUAGUUCAGUACUGCAGUAUAUAUGAGAGUUCUGAACAGAUAAGGGAUUAUAACAUUGAGAAAUGCCUGGAGAAACUUAUGGAAGGAAUAAAAAACCAUAAAAGGAUCAAACACCACUCAAUACCAAUUGGUAAAACAUUUGAAUCUACAUAUCGUGACGAUUUUGAUAGUAAUGAAGUUAACAUUGCUUUUAAUGAAUAUGACAAUAAGAAAAAAAGAAGACACAAAGAAAAAAAUAUUGAACAGAAAUAUCAUAUCAAUAAUAUUAAAUUGAAAAACAACAAGAGAAGUAAUAAGACACAACCAAAGAUUAAAAGGAAAGAAAUUUUAGAAGAACUACAUAGAUGUAAUAAAAAAAUUGCCAAAAAUUAUGAGAGGAAGAUUUCUACUAAGAAAGGAAAUAAAAGAUUUGAUAUCACAAAUAACUACAUAAAAGAAAAAUUACAAAAAAAAAACCUGAAGAGUUGGAUCAAAAAAUUAGUAGAAAAAGAACAAAGAUUAAUAAAAUGGGAAAUGGAUCUUGAACAAAGGGAAAAGAAAUUAUACACAAGAAAUACAGUUUUAUCACAUACCACUCCUCAUAAGUUAAGAAAAGAGAAUAUUCCUCAUACUAAGAAAACUAAACCAGAUAGAUCCAAGAACCAAAAAAAAUCAAAUAAGAAUGAAGAAUUCAGAUACAAAAAAUCAUUUAAAAAGAAUUUCAAGAAUCCAAGAUCACCAAAAUUUCAAAAUGGAAUUCAAAAUCAAGCGAAAUAUGAUAUACAUCAAAUCCCUAUGAAGGAAUUGAGAAAUUCAGGAGAUUCAUUCAUACAAAGGAGAAACCUUUCCAGUAAGGAAAUUACAGGUGAAUGGUAUAUAAAUCUAAUUAAAUCAAGGAGUGAUAUUCGAAAGAGAAACGGUGUAGCUAACUGGUGGUUUGACAGGGUUAAUUUUCGAAAAAUUAAACGGAAUAAAGCAUAUUGGUACUUCCAGUAUAUGUUUAAUAGAGAAGAUUUAAGAUAUUAUCAUAAAAACUCUUGAAACUUCAUAAAUGUAUAUUUUUUUAUCAUUGUGAUAAUUUAACCAGUGUGAAAUUGUUUUUUCUUAUUGGAAAUUGUGUAGCGAGAUACAUCAGAAGAUAAAUUGAAAUUACAAUAUUUCAUUUAA